This is a messenger RNA of Wasmannia auropunctata (little fire ant), 3039 nucleotides long. RefSeq names its product frizzled-7-B (gene fz). Bases 1 to 1767 code for a protein of 588 amino acids. The record is from RefSeq and is a predicted model, not a curated record. Gene Ontology annotation, biological process: non-canonical Wnt signaling pathway; canonical Wnt signaling pathway. Gene Ontology annotation, molecular function: Wnt receptor activity; Wnt-protein binding. The transcript is spliced from 3 exons. NCBI's taxonomy places the organism in Eukaryota, Metazoa, Arthropoda, Insecta, Hymenoptera, Formicidae. Gene Ontology annotation, cellular component: plasma membrane.
AUGUUACGGACGGCGAUGAUCGGUGCAUUUCUGUCCGGCGUGGUGGCCGUCACCGCCGCCCUGCACUCCUCCACCGCCCUCAACGGCGGCGGCGGCGGCGGCGGCAGCGGCGAUCCCCUCGCUCACCACGGCCGCUGCGAGCCCAUCACCAUCAACCUCUGCAUGAACAUCCCGUACAACGAGACGAUCAUGCCGAAUCUGAUGAAUCAUCAGAAGCAGGAGGACGCCGGGCAGGAGGUGCACCAGUACAUGCCGCUCGUCAAGAUGAAGUGCAGCCCGGAUCUGCGAUUCUUCCUCUGCACCGUCUACGCGCCCGUCUGCACCAUCAUCGACAAGGCGCUACCGCCGUGCCGGUCGCUCUGCGAGAGCGCGCGCUCCGGCUGCGAGAGCCUGAUGAACAGCUUCGGCUUCCUAUGGCCGGAGGCCCUCGACUGCGCCAAGAUGCCGGAGAACGGCGGCACCGAGCUCUGCGUGGGCACCAACGAGACCACCACGCCCCAGGAACCACCCGCCGCGCCCCCCGUCUAUCCCCCGGCCCGUAUGCCGGUGCCGGAGUUCCAGCCAACCUGGAACGAGGGACUCAAGCCCUACGGCAACGGUUUCGCCAUGGGCGCCAGGGACUUUGGCUUCGUCUGCCCGGUCCAGUUCAAGGUUCCUCACGAAUUAGGGUACUCGCUGAAGGUGGGCGACAAGGUGGAGCCCGAUUGCGGUGCGCCCUGCGACGGGAUGUUCUUCACCGAGAAGCAGAGAAAGUUCGCCAGGGUGUGGGUCGGCACUUGGGCCUCUGUUUGCGCCGCAUCUUGCUUCUUCACGUUCCUAACAUUCCUCAUGGAUACAGAUAGGUUUAGGUAUCCCGAAAGGCCUAUCAUUUUCAUGUCUGUAUGUUACCUGAUGGUAGCACUGACUUACGUGAUCGGCUGGGCGGCAGGAAACUCCAUAUCGUGUAGGGAGCCAUUCCCGCCGCCCAUGGGCAUUCGAAUACAGAUGACUUCUACAAUCACUCAGGGUACUAAACACGAACUGUGCACCGUGCUCUUCAUGAUUCUCUAUUUCUUCGGCAUGGCGUCGAGUAUCUGGUGGGUCAUCCUCACCCUCACGUGGUUCCUGGCGGCUGGAUUGAAGUGGGGGCACGAAGCCAUUGAAACCAACUCGCAAUAUUUUCAUCUGGCUGCCUGGGCCGCGCCGGCGGUGAAGACCGUUACCAUUCUAGCGAUGGGAAAAGUAGAAGGUGAUACAUUGUCCGGCGUUUGUUACGUGGGCCUUUGGAAUGUGGAGGCUCUCCGGGGCUUCGUGUUGGCGCCGCUGUGCGUUUAUCUCUUAUUGGGCUCUGUGUUCCUGCUGGCGGGCUUCGUCUCGCUCUUUCGCAUCCGGACGGUGAUGAAGCACGACGGAACGAAGACCGACAAGCUCGAGAAACUCAUGAUUCGCAUCGGCAUCUUUUCCGUGCUGUACAUCGUACCUGCUCUGGUCGUGAUCGCCUGCCUCUUCUACGAGCAGGCGUAUUUCGACCAAUGGAUGCUUACGUGGAACAUGGAGAUGUGCUCGCGACCGGGCCCGCAGUCGCUCUACUCGUUGCCGUGCCCCCUCGGCGAGCGCACCCGCGACCUUGGCCGUAGACCCGACUUCGAGAUCUUCAUGAUCAAAUACCUCAUGGCGAUGAUCGUCGGCAUUACCAGCACCUUCUGGGUGUGGUCCAAGAAGACGAUUACCAGCUGGCGGCAAUUCUUUCAUCACAUACGAGGUCAUCGCCCCGAGGCCUACGUUUAAGGCCGCAGAUGCACAAGUUACAAAGAUCUACUAAUUUUUUCUUUUUUUUUUAAUAUCAGAAAAUCAGGAAACUUAAACAUAACAUUGAUGGAAUCUUUCAAAGAUAUUUAAACGAGAACAAAAUGUCUUUUUCUCAAUAUUUGUAUGUUUCUUGAACUUCGUAGAUCUUCGUAACUUAAUGUGCAAUUGAGAAGGUAAGAUUUUCCCACAAUGGAGGGAAACGCCUACGAUAUCGUGACAUACUUUCGUAAUGACGCUAAAGUGUGUAGGUUCAUCAAGACAGUCGCACGAUCGCUGAUUUCUCGGAGUUUUCAGUGUCUUGCCUCAGUCUUUUGCAUAAUGUAAAACAUGAACGCAUUAUUUUUAUUUAAAUGAGAAAGUAAUUAGCUUUUAACAGAAAUUUAUCGUGUGACAUUGAUAUAGCUAAGUCUUUUUUAAUUCGAUUUUUCGUGUGUGUAUAUAUAUAUACACAUUAUUUUAUUAAUUAUUUCGCAUUUUUUCAAAUUUUUGAGAAUCUAAUUUCUAUCAAUGAAACUGAUCGAAUCAAAGUUGCAAUAACAUAAAGGCAUACAAUAUUCGUCGCUGUGCCAAAUAAGUUUUUUUACUCGUGUUUUUACGAACGAUUUACGACUCUGUAGAGCAUUCGGACUGAAUGGUUGAUGAGUUUGGAAGUAUUAUUAGACGAUAUUUGUUCUUUCACUAGCGUAUCUCAUCUCUCUUUACGAACGACUCAAGUCCCUAUACGUUUAAGUUGAGAAUGCUCAAAAUGCUACAGCAGACAAAUCAAGUGUUCAAAGUUUCUAAAGCAGCUAAGCGGAUCCAUCGAUCCGACGUAAUCUAAGAAUUAAGAUUCUUAAUAGCAAAUAUUCUCAGUUGGAUAUACUAGCGCGUACUGAUGCACAUUAAGAAUUAUCGUAGCAUAAAAAUGUAUACAUAGUAAACGGUCGGACGCGCUAAAAUGCUCAAGCAUCUAAAUAAAUUAUCGCGUUGCUUGAUAGAAUUGCAGUUUUGACGUUUCAUUAAUCAAAGCGCUUGCGUCAUGCUUUAAAAUAGCGUUUGAAUUAGAUAGAUUAUUAUAUAACAAAUUGUAAUUUACGUCAGUACGCGCUAGUGCAUCCGAUCGAAUCGUAAGGAUUGAAAAUUCUAACGUUUUUUAACAAUCAUACUUCACACUGCCGAAUCCUCCCAUCUUAAUAUAUAUAAUUUAUGGAGAACCGAAAUCUAUUACGCUUAAUUUCUACAAAGUAUCGAGGGACGUAAAAAAAAAAAAAC